UCUCUUUGCAGGGAUCCUCUUUACAAUGCUGGUCUUCGGGCCAGCCUGUGGAUUUAUCCUUGGCUCUUUCUGUACCAAAAUCUACGUGGAUGCCGUCUUCAUUGACACAAGUAAACUGGACAUCACUCCAGAUGACCCCCGGUGGAUUGGUGCCUGGUGGGGAGGCUUCCUGCUCUGCGGUGCCUUACUCUUCUUCUCUUCGCUGCUGAUGUUUGGCUUCCCACAAUCCUUGACCCCGCACCCAGACCCCACAGCGGAGAGCGAGCAAGCGAUGCUUCCUGAGAGAGACUACGAGAGGCCCAAGCCCAGCAACGGAGUUCUGAGGCACCCGCUGGAGGCCGACGACAGUGCCACCUGCUUCCAGCAACUCAGAGUGAUCCCCAGAGUGACGAAGCACUUGCUCUCUAACCCUGUGUUCACCUGCAUCAUCCUUGCGGCCUGCAUGGAGAUCGCUGUGGUUGCCGGCUUCGCCGCUUUCCUGGGGAAAUACCUGGAGCAGCAGUUUAACCUCACCACUUCCUCUGCCAACCAGCUGCUGGGGAUGACUGCUAUUCCAUGUGCAUGUCUGGGGAUCUUCUUGGGAGGCCUCCUCGUGAAGAAGCUCAGUCUUUCUGCUCUAGGAGCCAUUCGAAUGGCCAUGUUAGUUAACCUGGUGUCCACGGCUUGUUACGUCUCCUUCCUGUUCCUGGGCUGUGACACGGGGCCUGUGGCUGGGGUUACUGUUCCCUAUGGAAACAACUCAACACCUGGCGUAGCCCUGAACCCAUAUUCCCCAUGCAAUAAUAACUGUAAAUGCCAAACUGAUUCCUUCACGCCGGUUUGUGGAGCCGACGGGAUCACCUACCUAUCUGCCUGCUUUGCUGGCUGCAACAGCACGAAUCUCACCGGCUGCACAUGCCUCAGGUCCGUCCCGGCUGAGAACGCCACAGUCGUUCCCGGAAAAUGCCCCAGCCCGGGAUGCCAAGAGGCCUUCCUCACAUUCCUGUGCGUGAUGUGUGCCUGCAGCAUGAUCGGCGCCAUGGCUCAGACCCCAUCUGUCAUCAUCCUCAUCAGGACAGUCAGCCCUGAACUCAAGUCUUAUGCUCUGGGGGUUCUAUUUCUGCUUCUUCGUUUGUUGGGUUUCAUCCCACCACCCCUGAUCUUCGGCGCAGGCAUUGACUCCACGUGCCUCUUCUGGAGUACAUUCUGUGGUGAGCAGGGGGCCUGCGUCCUCUACGACAACGUGGUCUACCGAUACCUAUAUGUCAGCAUCGCCAUCGCCCUCAAGUCCUUCGCGUUCAUCCUCUACACCACGACGUGGCAGUGCCUGAGGAAAAACUAUAAACGAUACAUCAAGAACCACGAAGGAGGACUUAGCCCGAGUGAGUUCUUUGCCUCUACUCUGACCCUAGACAAUCUGGGGAGGGACCCGGUAUCCCAGAGUCAGUCUCAUAGGACAAAAUUUAUCUAUAACCUUGAAGAUCAUGAGUGGUGUGAAAACAUGGAGUCUGUUUUAUAGUGACUUAGGAGGGACAAACUCUAUAUUAGUAAUCAAAGGGUCCUUUUUUUCUUAUUAAAAAAAGUUAAAAUAUAUUAAAAAAAAAGAAACCAUGGCAUCACAAACCCACCCCACCAAAAAAAAAUAACCUCACAAAAACCACAUACAAACCGACCUUUGUCCUUUUCUCAAAAUCAGAGCCAGACAGGAAUGACAAUAAUGAACUAUUAACGGGAUCAUUCGUUUGACAUCCUGUGGGUGCCGCGAAGAAGCCACCGUCCAUCCGGGUUCCACCCUCGUGAAGGUACCGUGCAAUCUCCCGGGAAGCAAAACUGCUCAAGCUACAGAUGCUGCCUGGUCCAGGGCACAAGGCGGUGGGAUGCCCGACGAGGGACAUUUCAGGACACGCAAACCAACCAACCAUUAAAAAAAAAUCCAACUAGACAACAAUUCUGGAAUCAACACUAGUACCACCCUAUGUCACCUUCUUCCUCAUUGGUAGGGAGGGAGGCAGGGAGGGGAAAGGUCACUUGGUCCCCUCUAAGCUUUGCUAUAUGGGUCAAGGUGUAGACUGCUUGCCUGUUCUGUUGGUCAUUGCAAACCCCAGAAUGUCCAAGCGAUGUCAGUGGGGGGAAAUGGGGCGAAUUAGGAUCUGAUCCCCCCUCACCAGGCGCACCCCCGCGUGUGAUGCCAAGGACUUUGAGAGGAUGGGGGAGGGGCAAAGUGGUCCCCACAGGGUCGCAUCUAAUGGGAUGUCAGUCACCUCCAGUCAGGAGCUGAAUCCCAGAUUUCAGGUUGUGACUGGAAUCUCAGUGGCUGUGGCCCGUGGUGCUCAGAGUCAUUCGACCUUGAUUAGUUCCAAACAUUUGCUUCCGUUUGCCAAACAUUUUGCCAUUUUAAAAAAAAUGGGUAUGAAUUUCAAACAGCUGUAUGUAUAAUCCUCUAAUACUAUUUUUAAUCUCCUACCCAAAUCUAUGUUAACCCUGAAGUCACUAACCAUAUUCUAUAAGAGAGUUUAUUAUGCUGGCUGCUUUCCUUUCCUGUUUCUUUUUUAAUGCACCAAAAAUAUAAUGCAAUUCAAGGGAUGUGAUUAA
Molecule: messenger RNA, 2571 nt
Organism: Ornithorhynchus anatinus (platypus)
Lineage: Eukaryota; Metazoa; Chordata; Mammalia; Monotremata; Ornithorhynchidae
Product: solute carrier organic anion transporter family member 3A1
Exons: 8
Coding region: 26-1498 (490 amino acids)
Biological process (GO): sodium-independent organic anion transport; prostaglandin transport; transmembrane transport
Cellular component (GO): membrane
Molecular function (GO): protein binding
Source: RefSeq, a predicted model, not a curated record